AGUUUACAAUUAAUUUUAAUGAUAUUUUAGAGACCAAACUAUUGAUAGGACAAUGAUUUCAGUGAUCAAUAGGUUUGUUAAUCACGUGUUUGUCAGACAAUGUUUGCGUCAAAACUCGUGUUCCGUGAGAUGUCUUACAACACAAAACUCGGAUUUGUCAGCAAUGGAUGACAAAGAACUACAGUUUGAAGAGUUAACUGUUGAAACAUUCAAAGAGUUGGUCACCAAUGAUACGAUUGGAAACAAAAUUGAGAUAAUUUUAAAUGAAUACGAAUACGAAAAGUAUACAACACUUCGGGUGCCAAUCACUAUCACGACUAACCAAAUGCGCGAUCUAUUGUCGUUAGACAAUCCAUUGGAUAGGAAGAGAUGGUUUUCAUAUCUUCAUAAACGACAAAAAGCUCGACAAAAGACAAACGAUAAACGACGCGAACAUACCGUCGAGUUUUGGGCACAGAAGUCACAGAAGUAUAGCCCAAAUGAGCCGCGAACUGGUUUUUGGGACCAAAACGGUCAACUAAUAUACGGCUUGUGGCACAACUCCCUCUUCACGAAGAUACCACUGACAAUAAUUCGUCGAUAUUAUAUCCAUCGUUUGCGGACAGCAGCCAUGUUUGGCCAAAAGUUGGUAAUUGAUAUGGACUUUGAUCAGUACAUGAAAUUAGCCGAAUGUCGACAAUUGGUUAAACAAAUUCAAUUACUUUAUAACUAUAAUCGAUAUCAAACGGUACAACCAUUUGAUUUGUAUUUUACAAACUGUAAACCAGAAAUGCCAUCAAUGAAGACGAUACCACAGAUACUACCAAAUUAUAAUACUCCAAGUUUUAUGGCACAGUUUCAUCAACAGUCAUACAUUGAUUUGUUUCCCAAAGACAGAUUGGUUUAUUUGACUCCACAUUCAAACACAGCACUUAAGACAUACAAUGCCGACGAUAUCUAUAUAAUUGGCGGUAUUAUUGAUAAGACAUAUCACGAGCCGGUAUCGCUUAUUAAGGCCGAAAAAGAGGGCAUCCGAACGGCCCGAUUGCCGAUUGAUGAGUACAUCUUAUGGGGAUGUGGUUCAAAAUACUUGUGUCUCAAUCAUAUGGUACAGAUCCUCCACGACGUCAACAUUGGCCACAAUUGGGUUAAUGCACUUAAGGAUAAUAUACCGAAAAGAAAACAAAAAAGUGUCGAAGAGAUUGAUUAUGAGGACAGACUUCGGCGACAAAAUUAUGUUAUUACAUAA
Molecule: messenger RNA, 1228 nt
Organism: Oppia nitens
Lineage: Eukaryota; Metazoa; Arthropoda; Arachnida; Sarcoptiformes; Oppiidae
Product: mitochondrial ribonuclease P protein 1 homolog
Exons: 3
Coding region: 53-1228 (391 amino acids)
Biological process (GO): mitochondrial tRNA 5'-end processing; positive regulation of mitochondrial translation
Cellular component (GO): nucleus; nucleoplasm; mitochondrion
Molecular function (GO): tRNA binding
Source: RefSeq, a predicted model, not a curated record